UUAUCAGAGUAUAUUAUUUUGUUAUCAAGAACUGAUUUCUAGAACAGAUGUGAAAUCUCAUGAAAUUACUAAAACUUACGAUAAAUCGGGACAUUUUUUAAAUUUACUGAUAGGAAUUACUUGAAUCCCAGAUCUCUUCAAAUUCAGAAAAAUAAUGCAUUCCUUUCAUGUGGCAUUGAUAUUUGCCAGCACAAUAUUGCUUUUUAUAUCUAAAGGAAGUUGCCUUAGUAUAUUUGACGAGGAUGAUGAUGAAGUUGAAAGAGGAGAUAAAUUUAUAGAUGAUCUUCUCAAAGACAUGUUUCAUGAAAGAGGUCAUGAAUAUGAUCCAUACAAGUUAGAAGAUAGUCGAAUCGCUUUUAGUAAAAAGGUUAUGUUUGUAAAUGUUUCAGGAGAAGCUAAAUUGCAUAAUGGUUACAUAGAAGGUCUUAAAUCGUUGCAUCGUCCAGAUCAUUGUUCUCUAAAAGAACAAGAUGAUAGAUUGCGUGUAUCAGCAGAUUUAGGAGCUGGAAUAUUAGAUUUUUAUUAUGAUGGCACAGUAAAAUUUAUGAAUUGGGGACCAACCAUAAGAUGCCAUGGAGAAGUCGCAUAUGUUGAAACCCACAUGGAAUUUACUGUUGAUGCAAAAACAGGAAAAGGUGGAAAGCUAACAACAUUUACUAUUGAUGACAUGAAAGGAAUGAAAGUUUCAAUUACUGGUCUUGGUCCACUAAAUUGGGUUUUGAAUUAUAUGGUAAGUGGUGUGACUUCUUUGUUCAAGGGAUAUCUAAGGGGUCUGUUGGAAAAACAAGUGAGAAAUCAUAUUGCAGAAAGAUUGCCAAACUAUCAAUUUCCUGUUAAAGGAGUUGAUCCCACUCAACCUCCAGAAUCAACCCUUCAGCCUGAGACAGAACCAGAGCCUGAGACAGAACCAGAGCCUGAAACAAAGCCAGAACCUGAAACUGAACCAGAACCUGAAACUGAGCCGGAACCUGAAACUGAACCGGAACCUGAAACUGAACCAGAACCAGAAACUGAACCAGAACCAGAAACUGAGCCAGAACCUGAAACUGAGCCAGAACCUGAAACUGAACCGGAGCCUGAAACUGAACCAGAGCCGGAAACUGAACCAGAGCCAGAAACUGAACCAGAACCUGAAACUGAGCCAGAACCUGAAACUGAACCAGAACCUGAAACUGAACCAGAACCUGAAACUGAACCAGAACCUGAAACUGAAGCAGAAGGUGAUUCAAAUUAAAAACUGUCAUCUACGGAAAUUUAUGUAGGAAAAUGUUGAUAGUUAUCAUUUUUCAUUAGGACAAACUGCAACUAUCAUACUUUUCUUUCGAAAUUACUUUUAAAAAACUUGUUACUGAAAGUAUUGUACUGUAUAAAGCGAAAUUAUCACAGUAUCAAAUUAAAUUUACCUCAGUUCAAAUGCUAAAUAAAUUUCUGUAUUUAUAAAUUGA
Messenger RNA from Parasteatoda tepidariorum (common house spider), 1445 nucleotides. RefSeq lists its product as uncharacterized. The record is from RefSeq and is a predicted model, not a curated record. NCBI's taxonomy places the organism in Eukaryota, Metazoa, Arthropoda, Arachnida, Araneae, Theridiidae.